CUUUCUCUUUUCUAUCCCACUCGGGAGGGAAGUUUCGUGCGUGCAAGUGUGUGCUUUCUCCUUUCCGUCGGUGCGUCGUCGUCGUCGUCUUCUAUUGUGAAAAGCGUUUUGCAAUGCUCUAGCAGUGUGCGUUGGUUACGGUGUGCGCAAGAAAGAAAAACCCUUGCUCUCUUCUAAAACCCUACAUCGAAGAAAUGGAUUUUUGUGCGACGCAGUUUGGUUCGUGUUUCGGGAACAAGCCCUUCCCUGUACAAACGCAUUUUCGCUUCUUUCGCUGAGUUUUGGCCUCCAGCCGUAGCUCGUCGCGAGUGACUACUGUGCGGGGAACGGGGGCUGAUGGAUGCAGACGCUGCAAGACACAUUAGCGCGACGCCUGUAUACUUUGCUGCACGCAACAGUGCAUUUCCCGUUGGCCAGCAUUGGCCUCCCAUCCCUCAUCGGUGUACCCCUCUGUUCGUGGAAGGAGUUUAAUGGCAUCGAUUUGAUAUUGAAUGAACCCGUUUUUUUUUCGACAAAACCUAAAGGUGUGCACUACAAGCUAGAGCUAUUGUGAACAAACAUCCGUUUUGAUUGACGAUUCUUUUGAAGCGAAAAAUGAGAAAUAGAAACGCAGUCUAAACCAUUCUUUUUGUCUUGCAAGUAUCCACAUCUUCUGGGGUUUCGUUUGCUUGGUCCCAUUCCCACCCUCUAUCUCACUCAAACACAAACAUACACACUCACACACUCUAUUUCUCUCCUUCAGUACACCCACACCCACCGCCGUAAACCGGCUCAUCAGCUGCUGGUUGGGAUUGGAUGUCGAAAAACAUCUGCUUUUCGAACUCGAAUCGACCCCCUCUUUUUCCAUACGCUUUCCCCCAUUUUUUUCCUUCCCUAACCAUGCUGGGCUAAUGCUCCUACGGCCAUCUCCCAGAGCAACCCGCUGGGGUUGAAAAACAACAACAAAGCAGGCGUUCUCGCGGCAUGGUUUCAGUUUGCGUUAGAGUUUUGCUCUCUUAAAAAAGGGGUAUCUUCUCUCUUUUCAAACCUCGGAGAGAGUUGUGUUCCUUUCCAUCAUCCCCUUGCGUAGGAAAAGGAAGAAGAAAGGAUGCUCUUUACAAUUUCCAACAAUUUUCGUACUCUGCUACGACCUGGGUUCUUUUAGGGACAGUGUGUGAGUGUGUGUGCGUGUUCGUGUGCAAUUCUAGUGACCUCUAGAGGGAAUCCUAUCUUGAGUGGUUAAAACCCCCUACUAGUUGGAAAUGUUCUACAUCACAGUGGCAUCAAAAGAUGAAGAAUUUGUGAUCCAUGUGUGACCGAUUUGUUGGUUUUUUGUGUUGUUUCGUGAGAAUGCGUCUCUUUGCUAGGCAGCCGUAGUAGAGGAGCGGAUUUAGCUCACGGAAAAAAGAUGAACUCUUUACUCUCGGUAAAAGCGAGAUGGAUGUAAAACAAAUCACUCUUUGCGUACCUAACCGCAAACGGAAUGAAGCGAGAGCGCAUACAAACGAUACUGCCACUCUGCGCAAACGGUGGCAAUGAUGGGAAGACGUGUCCCGAGCUUCCUUCUACCGAUUGUGCCCACCUCCCAUCAGCUGUGAUCCCCCGUAGUUUCCAUACAUAUCUUAAGCAAACGCGCUCGCUCUCUCUCUCAUUUAGGAGCUGUCAAAACGAUUGCAAAUUUUGUUUGAGGAACAUCAAAGUUUAAGUUAGUAAUAAGUUCGUUGAGUACAAUUCCAUAGUUUUGGGAAAGUUGGGCAUAUCGUGCAGGUUGAAAUGAUCAUUUAAAUCUAGAUUCUAGAUAAUGUAUGAUAUGAAGCUAGUUCUUCCAAAACGAAGAGAGAACACCCGCAAGAGAGCGACCAGUUUCAUAACUUGGAGCGAGCAAAAAUCGGUCCACGGUGGUUUGAACAAGCGCUCCCCCGAAAUGUUGGACCCCAGAAAGCAACGAUUUCGAUUUUGACAGCCAAUCCGACGGCCUCAGACCACAAAAAUAUUCCUUCGAAAGCGUCCCGAAUCUCCAUCUGAUAUCUUGCGUGAUGUAUUCCCAUAAAUUUAUGUGAAUCAUCAUCAUCAUCAUCGUCAUCGGCGUCAGCAUCUGUACACAGGUGUACAGUUUGUUUUGCAGUUCAUUGCCAAAAGUUCACGUGAGUUAGCUGCAGCUGUGUGCGAUCUGAUUGAAAAUGAAAAGUUGAUCGACGUUCGGGGUUCAGUUUUUAGUUAACUGGUGCGAGCAAUUCCAGCAAAGGAUGCAAAAAACUAUGUAAAAACAACCGACAGAGUGUGCAUGUGUGUGUGUGGAAGUGUAGUGUAGUGGUGGCAUACAAGAGGUGUAUGCAAAUUAUCGUAAAGUGUGUCAUACAUACCGCAGCCACCCAGCCCUGUUGCGAAGUGUAUAUGAAUGGGUGACGACGCUUGGUAAACGUGCUGCCGUCCUUGUGCUCCCCGUAUGACAGGUUCGCUCGCAGCACGCCAGAAGCAUCCUUUUCCAUAAAUCAGCGCAAAACCUAAAAAUAGGAGAAAGUGCUUAAUAACACAACCACAGGAAGAAAAACAAAAACUCCGCUCGCAUCGUCCUCGGUGGUGUAGGUUUUUGGUGCAUUUGGUGUGUAUGGUGCGGUGUACCGGCGGCAACGCAAACACAUGCGCGAGUGUCCUUUUUUCCUCUGUGCAGCAAGGAGGUUGUGUGCGUGUAUGUGCGUGCGGGCUGUGUUGUCAGCUAGUGACCCAGUGGUAACUGCCAGCAAUCCGCCCACCCGAAGUGGAGAAACAAAACCUACGCUAGCAAUAAGCAAGGAAAUAAAAGUGAAGGGAAAACUCCGUGCUACGCGAUUUAUUAUUCAGCAGUAUUAGUUAGCUAGCUACCCGGUAAAACGAGGUGGUGCGUAGGUGUGUGCAGGCCUAUUUGGAGGUUAGUGGACGGGGAAACGGGAAUCGCCAAAGCUGCGCCUGGAAACCACCGAACACGCGGGGGAAAAGCGCUUUUCGCACCACCAUCACCACCACCCGUCUGGUUGGUUUGGAAUUCAGCGAUUCAGUCGAAAGAAGGAUUGUGUAUUUCGGAACGCUUCCUUUUCCUGUGUAUUUCCGAACACCAGAUUCCUUUUGCUAGCUGAGGAUUCCUGCUAUAAGUCUGCGUUACGUCUUCUCCCAGUGAAGCAUCCUGGAAGGAUAGCCGCACGGUGCGGGUGGUGUAGUGGCGAUCGCCUCGCCCGGUCAGCACGAUGGACAGCGGUAUGAUGACCGGCAAAACAAACAGUGACAGUGCUAUGCUCGGAAGCAUAGGUCAUACCCACGGUCACCCACACAAUCCGCUGCGACAGCAUUCUCAUCCAUCACCGGCAUCACUCCAGCAGCAGCAGCAGUCCAACUCCCAGCAGCAUCUGCACCAUCACCAUCACCAUCAUCACCAGCAGCAGCACCAUCCCACGGACAGCCUGACGGAGGUGUCGGUCGUGGACAUUAACGCAUCGUUGGCCGCAUCGGCCCCGCUCAUAUCACCACACGUUGCGGUGCAUCCGAUCAUCGUACCGGCAGCGGCCGCGUCGACAGCGACAGCAGCCCCAGGCACUGGAGCCAGCGCACCCGGGCACGUGCCCAGCUUCUGCAACAUUCUGAACGCCUCCAACAGCAGUGACCUGCAGGCGGUGGCGUACAAUUCGCUCACGCAAAACGUGCGCUGCAAAUCCCCACCGACGCUGGUUGAUAAUCUAAAGAACGGGACAAUCGGGAACUCCCAAAGCGCUCUCUGCAACGGAGCCAUCAUGACAAACGGACAGACGAAGGACUCGAAUCUGGCGCACGGGCUGGUGCGCAAGGUACUGAACAACAGCGAUGGAAAUGGACAGAAAAAGCCAAUGGUAUCACUCACGCAUUUACCAAAGAGACCUCCGAUCGACAUCCAGUUCAUGGACAUGUCGUACUCGGUGUCCGAGGGGCACAAGCGAGGCUACAAAACCAUACUGAAAGGCAUCAACGGGAAGUUCCGCUCCGGGGAGCUGACCGCCAUCAUGGGACCGUCCGGUGCUGGCAAAAGCACACUCAUGAACAUUCUCGCCGGCUACAAAACGUCGCAUCUCAGCGGUUCGGUGCUGAUCAACGGCAAGGAGCGCAACCUGCGCAAGUUCCGCAAGCUGUCCUGCUACAUCAUGCAGGACGAUCGGCUGCUGCCCUACCUGACCGUGCGCGAGGCGAUGAUGGUGUCGGCCAACCUGAAGCUCGGCAAGGAUAUUUCCGUCUCGGCGAAGCGGGCCGUCGUGGAGGAGAUCAUCGAAACGCUCGGGCUGCUCGAUGCGGCCAGCACGCUCACGCUCAACCUGUCCGGCGGCCAGCGCAAGCGGCUGUCGAUUGCGCUCGAGCUCGUCAACAACCCGCCGGUCAUGUUCUUCGACGAGCCGACGAGCGGGCUGGACAGUUCCACCUGCUCGCAGCUGAUCGCCCUGCUGAAGUCGCUGGCGCGCGGCGGCCGCACGAUCGUCUGCACCAUCCACCAGCCCUCCGCCCGGAUAUUCGAGCUGUUCGACAAUCUGUACGUGCUGGCGGAGGGACAGUGCAUCUAUCAGGGGCGCGUGAACGGGCUGGUACCGUUUCUGGCCUCGCUCGGGCUCGAGUGUCCGAGCUAUCACAAUCCGGCUAACUAUGUGAUGGAGGUGGCGUGCGGGGAGCAUGGCGACUGGAACAGCAAGCUGGUGACCGCGGUGAACAACGGCAAAUGCAACAACUACAAUCAACCGCUCGCGCAAAGCAAGAGCACCUCCAACAAGAACGUAUCGCUGGACGGCACGGCACCCGGUGCGACCGAGCGGGAGGAUGAGCUGGCGCUGCUGAAAACGGUCGUCAGCACUGGCGACUACACGGCCAUCAGUAUGCCCCCGGCCGGCAACGCCGCAGCACCCGAGGCACAGCUGAACAAUGAAAGCAAACAACCGGCGGGCGGUACGGACCGGAAACCAAUGCUUGGCAAUGGGGCAGAAGCGGCUUCUGCCGCUUCCCAGUCCACGACCACCACCACCACCACCGCUACGACCGCUGUCGGUGCGACGGGUGCAUCGGUCAACCCGUCGUCCGAUGCAACCGGCCCACUGCUGCCGGCCGUGGUGGUACCGCCAGCCGGGCCGGCCCAAACGCAGCCCGGUUGCAAGGCGACCUGCACCACCUCACUGCUCGACUCGACCGAAAGCGUCAGCAUAACGGUGCCGAAGAAGCAGGCCGGCUUUCCCACCUCGGGCUGGAUGCAGUUCUGGAUACUGCUCAAGCGCACCAUGAUCACGAUCAUGCGCGAUCAAACGCUCACGCAGAUGCGGCUGCUGUCGCACGUGAUCGUCGGCGCGAUCAUCGGCAUGAUCUAUUACGACAUCGGGAACGACGCGUCGAAAAUUAUGAGCAAUGCCGGGUGCAUCUUCUUCACCACGAUGUUCACCAUGUUCACCGCCAUGAUGCCGACGAUACUUACCUUUCCCACGGAAAUGGCUGUGUUUGUGCGGGAGCAUCUCAACUACUGGUACUCGCUCAAGUCGUUCUACUUCGCCAAAACGAUCGCAGAUCUUCCAUUUCAGGUACUGUUCACCAGCGUGUACGUGAUCGUCGUGUACUAUCUCACCUCCCAGCCGAUGGACCCGAAGCGGGUGGGCAUGUUCGUGCUGAUCUGCAUCCUCACCUCGCUCGUCGCCCAAAGCCUCGGGCUGCUGAUCGGUGCCGGCAUGAGCGUGGAAACGGGCGUCUUUCUCGGCCCGGUCUCCACCAUCCCGAUCAUCCUGUUCUCCGGGUUCUUCGUCAACUUCGACGUCAUCCCGAGCUACCUGCAGUGGGUCACGUACGUCAGCUACGUGCGGUACGGGUUCGAGGGCGCGAUGGUGUCGGUGUACGGGAUUGAGCGGGAGAAGCUAGCCUGCACCGAAAUCUACUGCCACUUCCGCAGCCCGAAGAAGUUCCUCGAGGAGAUGUCGAUGGAUAACGCGGAGUACUGGAUCGAUGCCACCGCCCUGUUCGGCUUCUUUAUCGCGCUGCGCGUCAUCGCGUACUUUGUGCUGCGCUGGAAACUGCAUUCCAUCCGUUAAACGUUAAACCGCAAUCGCUCCCCCCCUCCCCCUCCAACUCGAUACCAAAGCCCCUGGACAGAGAGCAAACCGUAAAACAAAUCACAUCAUCCAGCACUAAGGGGACAAGUGCUCCACGGAAGGAUACCGUUGGGAGUACCCAUGGCCCCGCACCCUAAACACUGCUCGCCAGCUCGCUCACCACCGCUAAAACCACCACGUGUUGCUUGCUUGCCUGCCCAUAUUGCUGUUCUUGCCCCGCCGAUCUACCGACUUGAAACGGAAGUAGCCAAAGUAGCGCCCCGAGCGACAUCAACCUUACACAACACACACACACAAACACACACACCACAGCCUUUCACCGUGAAGGAAGCAGGAAGCGAAGGUGGAUCUUACGCCUUCGGUUUUGUACUUGUAUUUACCGACAGACUAGCGACAGUGCAUCUGGGUCACCUCCGCUCUGCACCACUCUGUCUAUUAUUAGCCUGUGCAUGGGGCCAGGAUGCUGUGGGAGUGUUUCUUUUCCAGCUCCGUUACACAACCCGUCUCCAUUUUAGCAAGGCAAAGUCUUUUCCUACUCUAGAUGUAUAUUUUAACUGACAGAAGCUCGUGCUCUAUGUAACGUAUCGCAUUGUCGCACCUCCAGCAGACGACAAUAUCCCUUCUUUUCCCGGUAGUGCAAUAUAGCAAGCAAUAGAGGAAAAGAGGGAUGGUUAGGGCGGCUAAAUAGCGAAUGUUCAACCCUGUUGUACAACAGACCAUACAAAACAGACCAAUCACAUAACACACCCAAACAUUCACAUACACAUACCCAUGCUCACUCUUUCUCUCUUUCAAACCCCAUAACGGCUACACACAUUUAGAAGCAGUCGCGCAGUCACAUUAAUCGAUGUCCUUUAAAAAGAAAGUAUUACAGUAGUAUUUAUACCUCCCCCCGGUUCUGAAGCGUGACGUGAAGUGGGGAAAGCAAAAGUCAAACCGUACGCAAAGCGCUUAAUAAUAGCAUGCAAGCAUUACUAGAAACAAAAGUAUAGUAAAACAAAACACACACACACACAAACAUCGUAUAAUCAAGAAGAAAGAGGAAACCAUAAAACCAUAAAGAACACACAAAUCACAUAAGCGGUGAGUCCCCGAACAAAACAAAAAAGUUACAAAGAAAACAAAAAUAAAAAAAAUGAAACGAAAACAAAACACAUUUAUGCAUAUAAGGUGGGAUAGAAAGUUUUUUGAAUCCGCUCGUAUAGGCAACCAAAACCGUAUAUAGAACAGCGUAGCAUAUAGAUGAAACAAACGAUUGCGAGAAAGAGAGAAAGAGGGAGCACGAGAGAGUGAGAGAGAGAGCAAGAGCGAAAAGAUAAAAGCGAAGGAACCCGAUAUAGUAAACAACAAGAGGAGGUGCAAAAAGAAGUUAGUUAUCCGGUACAUAGUUUAGUGCAAAUUUUAGUAAAAAAAAAAGUUUUACUUUUACACAAUUCGGCAAAAAAUGAGACAAGCAAAUAUAAUUAAAUGAUGGAAUUAGGAAAACAAACAAAAUCGUUACUUGAUUGCGGAAAAUCAUUAAGAAGGUGAAGAAGAAUGCAAAACAAAGCGAAAAACUAAAGAAAAGAUAACUUUUGUUUUCUUCUUCGAAAUGGUUAAGAAACAAAAUUAACACAAAAUUUCAGUUCGGUAAAAGAAAAUCACAUCAAAAACGUCCGUGCUAUAGAAAGGAAACGUUUUCUUUCCUAACUUUAUUUCUUUCUUUUUAAGGUGUUUGCGAUUUGCGGCAACAAAAAAAACAGCAACAAAAACAUACACAACUACGCAAGAAAAGUAGCAAAACAGAGAUCGUACGCAUAAAAAGAACCAAACGUAAUAAGAAAAGCGAGACCACAGCGCAACCCACACAUUAGGAGCCAGCGGCGGCAGCAGCUGGACGAUAUCAGCCAAUGAAUGAAUCAUGUUGUUUUUUCCCGCCCGACAUAGAAACAUAGGAAAAGGGCACGCCACUUUAGUUUAGUAUGUAAGUCCCAGCGUGUGCGUGUGGGCGUGCGUGGGCGUGUAGGUAGGUGCGGCAGAAUAUUCGGGAAUUGAAAUUUAAACGAACCGACUGCAAAAAGAGACGCAAUUUGGCAGGGGUUUUCAACACAGCUGAAAAGUAACGAGGGUUGGGUGAGCCAUCGAAGUGUGCGUGUAGAGCAACCGAGGAACGGUAGGAUAGGAAUGUGUCGUCGGGAGAAAAGACCUUUGUUCCCCUUUCGGAAUCGUUUAUAUUCGUCUUUAAUUAUUUCCUCUCUGUUUGCGAUAUCAAUCAACGUUAAUAGUAUUUUCCUGUGCACUUGCGUUUGCUCUGCAAAAGGUGUGAUGUUUACGAGUGUACGGGGAGAGGAAAAAAGUUCUUCGAAACGAAGCCAUUUUGCUUUUUUGCACUAUCAAACGUAUUACUUUAUAUAAUCUUUUUGCGCAGAGCAGAACUAUACCCCUGCUCUGAGUAGCUAUCCGUACGGUCAGCAUUUUAAGUGAUAUUAUUUUUCAUUAGCUAAAGAAUCAACAACAAUCUUUUCGCGAAACCGACUCUGAUUCGGGUACGGGUUACUCAACCUAUAUAACAUCGUCCCCCGUAUGGUACGCACGCGAAACUUUGGAUAUUUUGUGCUUUAAGUUGCCUAUCCACAUGCUACGUAGUUUUACCACUCUUACACAUAUGUACAAUAUCUAAUUUUAAGCUGAUAAUUAGUUAUGCGAGCUGUCCCGUGUGUACGUGCGGGGAGUCGUUUAGUGUCCUAAUUUGAAAACAGAAGAAGAAAAACCACGGUGAUAGGGAACCAGUGUGAGCAUGUUUAAAGGAAAGUAAUUUAUUUUAUGAAUUCUCCAAGCACGAAGCGCAAGCGCCCGGCAGUUUGUGUCCGAGGUUACUGCCGCGAGGCACGAAAGCUAGCAACAAAGGCGCUAUAAACAGAAAGAAGUAUGUGUAGCAAUGCAAAAAAGGGGAAACCAUUUCUGCGUGUGAUAAGUGAUAAGUGAUUUCACCAACCAAACAAGUUAUAAAGUGCACGAGAGGUUUUGGGCGACGAAAAGGGAUUCUGAAACCGGAACGGAAAAUAACGGAUAAGGACGCGGCGUCGCGAGGCGCAUUUGCUCUCACGAUCAGUACACACGCGUGUCACAUUUUCUGUCGCUCGUGCGUUUAGGAUUUCUAGGAGCAUCAUAUUAGGAACACAUUGUAGGGCACUAGGGUUUGGGAAGGUAUGGAAAGGAAGAAAAAAACAUACAACAACAACGGGAUGAUGGGAUGGACAAAAUAAAGAACCCAAAUUUUGAAACAAU
Molecule: messenger RNA, 9320 nt
Organism: Anopheles coluzzii
Lineage: Eukaryota; Metazoa; Arthropoda; Insecta; Diptera; Culicidae
Product: ATP-binding cassette sub-family G member 1-like
Exons: 9
Coding region: 3201-6032 (943 amino acids)
Cellular component (GO): plasma membrane
Molecular function (GO): ATP binding; ATP hydrolysis activity; ABC-type transporter activity
Source: RefSeq, a predicted model, not a curated record